AUGAAGUUCAGCUUGCUCAAGACAGUUCUUUUCAGCCUUGCAGCCAGCUCGUACGGCUGGGAACAUAAAGGCCACGAGUUCCGUCCACCGCUGCCAGGCGACAGUCGAUCUCCAUGCCCUGGUCUCAAUGCCUUGGCCAACCACGGCUGGCUUCAUCGCUCAGGGAAAGAAAUCGACCUCCCCGCAUUCCAAUCCGCUAUUGCUGGCGCCUAUAACUACGAACCCACAGCCAUGGACGGGAUUUUCCAGCUAGCGCUGAACUUCAACCUCUCGACCACGGGGAACCAAUCGACCUUCAACCUCUUUGAUUUGGCAAGGCAUGACGAGAUCGAGUUCGACGGGUCGCUGUCACGCAAUGACAUCUACUUUGGCGACAAUGUGCACUUCGAUCAUAACAUCUGGGCGACUGUCGCUAAGAACCUCAAUCUUUAUGACACUCUAGGCUCUGAGAUGAACCAAUAUGUCACCGUCGAGACAGCAGGUAAGGCUUGUGCGGCUCGCGCGGCCGAUGCCAAGAGGGUCAAUCCCAGCUUCAAUGCUUCCGCCAUGCAAAUGAUGGGCAACCCUGGGACAACGGGUCUUUAUUUGGUGACCUUGUGGGAUGAGGAUGCAGGUGCCGCACCAAAGUCUUGGGUUAAGGCUCUAUUUGAAGAAGAUCGUAUCCCUUACCUUGAGGGAUAUAAGGUGCCUAAAGUCCCGAGGACCUUAGAGGAUGUCAAUGAAAUGACAAAGAGAGUGUCGGCAGUAAAGGUUUAG
Molecule: messenger RNA, 756 nt
Organism: Penicillium expansum
Lineage: Eukaryota; Fungi; Ascomycota; Eurotiomycetes; Eurotiales; Aspergillaceae
Product: Chloroperoxidase
Exons: 2
Coding region: 1-756 (251 amino acids)
Molecular function (GO): peroxidase activity
Source: RefSeq, a predicted model, not a curated record